Molecule: messenger RNA, 855 nt
Organism: Dictyostelium purpureum
Lineage: Eukaryota; Evosea; Eumycetozoa; Dictyosteliales; Dictyosteliaceae
Exons: 1
Coding region: 412-669 (85 amino acids)
Source: RefSeq, a predicted model, not a curated record
GUUUAUAAUUAGUCCUCUCAGCAUCAACUUACAAUAGACUGCAUUUAUACACAUUUUAUAUCUCAACGAAAAUAACAAUAUUUUAAACAACAAUAACAUUAAUAAUAAUUACACAAAAACCGCAAAAAAUAUAUUCACACAUAAAUUUUAUCAAACUCACUACAUUAUAUAUAAUAUAAAUUCACUUACACAUAAAAUAUAUUUAAUUUUAUUUAUUUUAUUUAUUUUAUUUAUUUAUUUAUUUAUUUAUUUAAAUUUUAUUUAUUUUUAUCACAAUAAUUUUUAUUUAAAUAUCAAUCAAAUUUUAAUAAUUAUUUUAAAAAACAACAACAACAAUUUUUAUUAUUAUAAUAAAAUUUUAAAACAAUAGUAUUUAUUUUUAUAAAUUAUAUAAAACAAAUAAUAAUAAAAAUGGAAGGUAAUUUAAUGAAUUCAGAAAUCAGUCCAUCUUUCGCUAUGAAAAUCAAUGGUUACAACGCUAACGAUAUCUGGGGUGGAAAUAUUGAAGACAUCAAUCCAUCAUCAACUCCAUUAAUGUCAUGUCCAAUGCGUCACCAAAUAAUUAGACCAGCCACAACUACCGAAGAAUACUAUAAUUUCGAUUUUAGAAUGGGUGCCCCAAUUGUUGGAGUUGAAUUAUAUGCCACCCCAACUUUAACCCAUGGCUAAAUUAGAUAAUAAUACAAAAAAAAAAAAAAAAAAAAACAACAAAAACUUUAUAAAUUAACAUUUGGUAUCAAAUUUAAUUUUAACAUGUAUAUAUCAAUUUUAUUUAUUUUAAAAUCAAUAUAUAAAUAUAAAAUUAAAUCUUUAAAAUAGAAAAUAAAAAAUAAAAAAAAAAAUUUUCGAUUAUGU